AUGCCCUUGAAGAUACCGUCAAAGCUGCCAUUUGGCGGCGGUGGCGCCAGCACCAAGCCCAAGGAGCCUUCGUUGGACGAUGUCCUCCCUACUAGAGCGCUUCGCAUUGAGCUAGUGGUAUUGCUUGCAGUCUGUACAGAUGCCAUGAGAGAUACCCUCAACAGUCCAUUCUCGAAACCUACAGACCAGAGAAGGACCCAGUAUACUGCUGCCCUCAAUCGCGACGAUCUGUGGGGCUCGGGAGCCACCGAAGCGGCGUUGCAGGAUGCCGCAGUCAAAUAUUUGAACGAAUGGCGCACUCGAGUCCUUCGAAAGUCAGGCGAGGUGCUAGGAGUACAAUCCGGCGAUGUCAAACGUCGAAAGGACCACUACGUGGCCAACACUCAAACAACAAACACCACAAUGCUUGAUUCCCCAAGUCGAGACUCAUGGCUCCCCUUCAAGCCCAUCACGCCUCCGUCAGCACUCAUGCAGGAGCUAGACGAUUCAAAACGUGCCCUCGUUGUCACUGCAGUCUUUUUCAUGCUCUUAAGCCUCGAAACCUACCCUGCUCAUUCUAGAGUACUGUUGAUGUUUCUCUGCGAAUGCCUCCAGCUACCGGUUGACGUUCUUAGUAGCGCUGAGGCCAGCAUAGCCAUCACCCUGUUGAAGACCGCCGAAGACUCGUCGAUCGAUACCGCGCAGACAGAUGAAGCUCGUCUUGCCCAAGCCGAGAAAAGCCGCCAGGGUCGGAAAUGGAAAGUAGGUCUGGCCACCGUUGCUGGCGCCGUUGCCAUUGGAAUCACAGGCGGACUGGCGGCCCCGGUCAUCCUCGGCCUUGGAGGAGCAUUACUCGGUGGCAUAGGUCUGGGCGGCUUAGCGACACUGCUAGGUGCUACAAUUGUCAAUCCAGUCACAAUUGCAGCACUCUUCGGUGCCCUGGGAGGGCGAAUGACUGGCAAGGCGAUGGAAGAGUAUGCUAGGGAGGUAGAGGACUUUCGGUUUAUGCCGACAAAGCCCAAGCCAGAGGAGAAGGAGCGCGAACACAAGCUACGAGUGGCCAUUGGCGUGAGUGGCUGGGUGCAGGAGGAGAACGAUGUGAUUCAGCCGUGGAAGGUAUUUUCUGAUGCGGCUUUGGAGCCCUUCGGAUUGCGUUACGAGCUGUCCGCAUUGACUGGAUUGACUGAGAUGCUGGACACACUUCUCAAAGACACAGCAUACUCAGUAGCCCAGGCAGGAGCAGUGAGACUUCUGCUUCCAGUUCUCGCAGCGGCCAUGCUUCCACUAACCCUCAUGAAAGCUGGAAAGUUGCUUGAUAACCCCUUCACGAUAGCCAUGGAACGAAGCGACAAAGCUGGCAAGGUACUAGCGCAUGCUCUCAUCGCGCGAGUUCAAGGAGAGCGUCCGAUCACACUGGUGGGCUUCAGUCUUGGCGCACGAGUUGUCGCUGCGUGUCUCCAGGAGUUGGCCGAGCAGAAGGCAUUUGGCGUCAUUGAAAACGCAGUACUGAUCGGUUCCCCUGUGCCUAGCGAUGUGUCGAUCUGGAGAGUCCUCCGCACAGUUGUAGUCGGUCGACUCGUCAACGUCUACGCAUCGAAGGACUUCCUGCUCGGGUUCCUCUAUCGAGCUCGCAAUGCCACAGUCAAUAUUUCCGGCCUUCGAUCGAUAUCCGGUGUGCCUGGGGUCGAGAAUGCAGAUAUCUCCGAGAUCGUUACUGGCCACAAUCAGUACAGAUUAGCAAUGGGCAAGAUACUGAAGCAGAUCCAUUUCAAUGAUCUUGACCUGGAUAGAGUCGAGGAUGAGGAGCUGGAGCUGGAGGCAGAGCAGAUGAAGGAGAAGGCCAUUCAUGACGAAGCAAAGCGGAAUGGUCUGCUCGACGACGAAGACGAAAACGGACAGCUGAUAUUGUCCGACGCUUCGUCGCUUGGCCAAUUUGAUGCAACAAAGCAGAAGAUGACUGCGAACAUGCGAGAUCUUCGCGGUCUCGAUCUCAGUGAUACGUCGCUUGACAAGCCCAAGGAGGAGCCAGCUGCAGAGCUCCCUGCGUAUUCCGAGUCAACCUCGCCGCCGAUUGAGAACAAGCCGGCUCUACCACAACGCAAGCCUGUGUCAGCGGAAGGGAAGCCGGCUCUGCCACAGCGCAAGUCUGUGCCGCCAGCCAAGCAGCCCUUGACUCCAACAACAUCCGAGGACGAUGAGGAGGACCAUCACGACCGUAUAAGGAUGGUCGAGGGUGAUCUGGAUGAGCUUCAGCCAGAAGCAAUUCCGGACACUCCGCCUCGGCCAGGCAGGCGGUGA
Messenger RNA from Cyphellophora attinorum, 2277 nucleotides. RefSeq lists its product as uncharacterized. The transcript has a single exon. The record is from RefSeq and is a predicted model, not a curated record. Lineage: Eukaryota; Fungi; Ascomycota; Eurotiomycetes; Chaetothyriales; Cyphellophoraceae. The coding region runs from base 1 to 2277 and encodes 758 amino acids.